CAAACGCGUCAGCGCGCUCAGCCAGGCGGACACAGUGCGACUCGGCCGCCAGGUGGGACCAGCAAGCAGCUCCGGCGCCACCAUGGAGUGCCACAUCUGCGACGAGGAGUUCAACCAGGUGGAGCGCCUGCCCAAGAACUUGCCGUGCGCGCACACAUUUUGUCUGCGGUGCCUCCAGCGGCUCGACAGGAGGGAGUGCCCGACGUGCCGCAGGGUCUUCGAAGUCUCACCGGAUGAACUACCUAGUAACUUCCAACUCCUAGAGGUGAUGGAGCGUUCAGACAGGCCGUCCCGUGGCUGGUGCUCGGACUGCCGCGCUGCCGCCACGCCCCGCUGCUGGGGUGAGGACCACGACGUUCUGCCCGAGAGGAGGGCCCUGAGGCGCCACCUGCAGGGCGCGCUGCAGCAGGCGCCUGGACAGCUGGAACACCUGCAAGACCAAUGCCAGGGAGAGCAGGUCGUUCAAGCCCUCACCCUGCUGACUGCAGAGUCGUGCAGCUUGACCCUCAAGGCCGGCAGCCAGGAGCUGACGGGCAACGUGGGGAACACGGAGGACCCCCUCACCCAGCUCAUGUGGCU
This is a messenger RNA of Frankliniella occidentalis (western flower thrips), 579 nucleotides long. Its product is annotated as E3 ubiquitin-protein ligase SH3RF1-like. Gene Ontology annotation, biological process: protein ubiquitination. NCBI's taxonomy places the organism in Eukaryota, Metazoa, Arthropoda, Insecta, Thysanoptera, Thripidae. Gene Ontology annotation, molecular function: ubiquitin protein ligase activity. The transcript has 3 exons. The record is from RefSeq and is a predicted model, not a curated record. The annotation marks the transcript as partial.